AUGGUGCUGUGGGACAAGAUCUUCUACGAAGUAGCCAAAGAGUACGACGAUGUGGAGAUUGACAAGAUGCUGGUGGAUGCCAUGACGGUGCGCAUGGUGCUGCAGCCCAAGAGUCUGGAUACCAUUGUGGCUACGAAUUUGCAUGCGGAUAUCCUGACGGAUCUUGCGGCGGCGCUGGGUGGCUCGAUUGGCAUUGCGCCAUCGAGUAAUUUGGAUCCGACGAGGAAGAAUCCAUCCAUGUUUGAGCCUAUCCAUGGGUCUGCACCGGAUAUCGCGGGCAAGGGGAUUGCAAACCCUGUGGGCGCCUUUUGGAGCGCGGCGGAGAUGGUAAGGUGGGUUGGUGAGGAAAAGGCAGCGGAUGCGCUUAUGAAGGCUGUCGAGGCUGUCACUGCUAGGGGUAUAAAGACGAAGGAUCUUGGUGGCAGUGAGAAUACUAAAGGUGUGACUGAGGCUGUUUGUGCAGAGUUAGAAAAGGUCCUCCAAUCAUCUUGA
Messenger RNA from Plenodomus lingam JN3, 492 nucleotides. RefSeq lists its product as uncharacterized. The record is from RefSeq and is a predicted model, not a curated record. NCBI's taxonomy places the organism in Eukaryota, Fungi, Ascomycota, Dothideomycetes, Pleosporales, Leptosphaeriaceae. Gene Ontology annotation, molecular function: oxidoreductase activity, acting on the CH-OH group of donors, NAD or NADP as acceptor; magnesium ion binding; NAD binding.